Messenger RNA from Lodderomyces theae, 321 nucleotides. RefSeq lists its product as uncharacterized. Gene Ontology annotation, biological process: mitochondrial electron transport, NADH to ubiquinone. The coding region runs from base 1 to 321 and encodes 106 amino acids. The record is from RefSeq and is a predicted model, not a curated record. Lineage: Eukaryota; Fungi; Ascomycota; Pichiomycetes; Serinales; Debaryomycetaceae. The transcript has a single exon.
AUGUCACAAAUAUUACCAUUCACAGAGGCAAACACCAAAAGGGUAUCCUCCUUAUUCAGGCAAGCAUUGCGUACUGCGUUCGACCACUCGUUAAAAUUCGACUUGUAUCGUGCACAAACGAUAAAUAUUCGUUCUCAAUUUGAAGCCAAUAAACAUGUAAACAAUGUGGAAGAGUUGGAGCGAUUGAUUAAGGUUACUGAGGCUAAGUUGAAGGAAUGGAAGCAUCCUGAUCCUUAUAUUCCUCCUUGUAGGCCUGGUGGAACCAAGUACCAGAGAAAUAUUCCAGUUGCUAGAGAACCACUUGUGCCAGGUGAUUGGUAG